Messenger RNA from Vanrija pseudolonga, 1262 nucleotides. RefSeq names its product Outer spore wall protein RRT8 (gene RRT8). Lineage: Eukaryota; Fungi; Basidiomycota; Tremellomycetes; Trichosporonales; Trichosporonaceae. Bases 1 to 1071 code for a protein of 356 amino acids. The record is from RefSeq and is a predicted model, not a curated record. The transcript has 6 exons.
AUGUCCGACCCCAAGGCAAGCACGACCCGGCAGCGUACAGCCGCCAGCGCCAGCGCCAGCACCAGCGAAAGCAGCAGCAGGAUACCCGACCCUGCUGCCCCUGUCGCCGCCGCGGCGCCCCACACCGAUACCAACACCGCCCGCGACCACCGUAUCCGCGCGGCCGUGAGCGACUCGGCCAAGCGCCAAGUGACUAGCUACGCCGAUAUCGCGCGCGACGCGGUGUUGAGCGGCGCGUGGGCGUACCCCAUCUAUGGCGGCCUGUACAUCUUAUCGCAUCCCAGACUCCUUAUCCCCGUGCUGCCCGUCCUCGUCCGCGCGCUGCUCAUCAGCGCCGGCGUGGUCGCGGCCGCCUUCUUCCUCCUCUACCUUCCCCAGGUGGCGUGGCUCGCCCUCUUCUCCGGCCCGUUAGCCUUUGCGGCCGCGGUGCCCCUCGUGCUCGCCGAGGCCUGGAUCGUCCUCGUGUUCCUCGGCAAGAACUUUCUCCUGGGCCAGCUCAACACUGACCUCUUUGAUGCUGUGCUCGUGCAGCGAGGCUACUCCACGCUCGUGGAGAAGGGCCGUUCCGUCUCGACAAAGAAGGGCAGCAACGUUCGCAUCCUUGGCAACAUCCUGACCCGUCCCCUCUCAAAGUUUAGCACUGACAGCGUCGUGCGCUACAUUAUCACGCUCCCUCUUAAUUUUAUCCCUGUUGUCGGCACGGCCUUUUUCUUGGGCUACAACGGUGCGUCAAAAGAAGCAAUCAUCUACAUCAACUCUGUCCUAACCCUGGUGGGGACAGGCUACAAGUCGGGACCCGGUUACCACGCGCGCUACUUCCAGCUCAAGGGCUUCAACAAGGAGGAGCGCGACGCGUUCAUCAAGGAACGCCGCGGCGCGUACUCUGGCUUUGGCACCGUCGCUAUUGCCUUCAACCUCGUGCCCAUCGUUUCGGUCCUCUUGUCGCUAACGACCAGCGUCGGUGCGGCCCUGUGGGCAGCCGACAUUGAGUCGUCGUCCAAAGCCGUCUCGGAGCGUUCCCACACGUACCCGGUCGAGCUCCCGGUCGCCCUUUCUGCGGGCUCGACCUGAUGUAGAGGCCGAUCAGUCAUGUGAGGCCAAACUGCCCUCUACUGUACCAAGAACCACGACAUAGAUACUUCAUUUCGCCCCCUGUUGACCCGCUACCGUUCAAGCCUCCUGCCUAGACACCUUCACGCCCACCAAUGUCCUUCGUUGUAGCUUGCCCAGCCGCCCGGUUUAUCCAACCUCAUACAUUGCUA